Messenger RNA from Ylistrum balloti, 2925 nucleotides. Its product is annotated as MIT domain-containing protein 1-like. Gene Ontology annotation, biological process: midbody abscission. The record is from RefSeq and is a predicted model, not a curated record. The transcript has 7 exons. Gene Ontology annotation, cellular component: midbody. Lineage: Eukaryota; Metazoa; Mollusca; Bivalvia; Pectinida; Pectinidae. The coding region runs from base 137 to 889 and encodes 250 amino acids.
CUCACAAAGCCAAACUUCCGCGCCAACUUCAUACAUUCGACUAUGAUUUACUGGAAGAUUUGCGUAUCGCUGAUUAGGAGGCAACAAUGGUGCCCUAGUGUCUUGUAUAUGAUGUAGAACAAAUUUCAUUCUGACCAUGGCUGACAAAAUAGCUGGUGUUGAAACUGCAGCUAAGAAGGUGCUGACCCGUGCUGUUGAGCUUGAUGCUAGCCGAAGGUUUGAUGAAUCCGUAGUCUGCUAUCAGGAAGGGAUCCAUCUGUUGAUGGAGGUCCUCAAAGGUACCAGUGACCAGACGAAAAAGAAUGCAGUAAGAAAGAAGAUAGAGGAGUACAUGGGACGGGCAGAACAAAUCAAGGUUCAUGUCCAGGAGGUCAAGGAAGCUGGGAAGUCCCAUGAACAGAUCCAGAUAGAGGAGUACUCUACAGGCCAUGGCUAUGAGAGCCUGUUUGGGAAAUACCUGGAUGGAUUUCUGACAGAGGUCCAGAUAGAAGACCCAUACAUUAGAUCAACACACCAGAUGUACAAUUUCCUACGUUUCUGUGAGAUGCUUGUGAAGAGUCAAUCUCCUGUGAAUAAAGUCCGUCUAUAUACUGCCAGAGAUGAGAAUGAAGACUCAAGGCAACAACAGCACAAUAGACUGACACAGCUGACAAGGAGUUUACAGAAACACAACAUUGAACUGGUUGUCGAGUAUAACGACUCCUUACAUGACCGAGAAAUCAGGUUCAAUAAUGGCUGGGUUUUGAAAAUUGGACGUGGACUGGAUAUCUACAAAGCUACAGAAUCUAAAUUUACAAUAGGAUUUUGUGACUUUGACCUUCGACCUUGCCACAAAACAACAAUUGACAUAUUCCAUACAAAUUAUUUACACAGGACAGACAAUGUGUAGUUAUCUGUGAUCAUGAUGUCAUUGGAAACGGUGUUGUUGAAUUGUAAUGUUUUUGUCACUGGUAUAUUAUUGAAAGUUGUUGGAUGAAAAUAAGAUUAUGAUGUAAUCCUGACUGCUGUGUGUGAUAAGUUACCGAUGCAAAUGUCAUUAAUUAAUAUGUCUUCCAGCAAUGUCAUCAAAUUCUUAUAUUGUUCUGUAUAAUGUGACUUUAAAUGUUAUUCAAUAAAACUAUUAGUAAUGCUAUUUUUAGCUCUCCUGAUUGAAGGACAAACAAGCUAAAAUUUAGAUGAUUAUAUUGCUACAAUAAACAUGACAGGAUGAAAUGCUAACAAUUUUCGUGGACGAGUAUGGUAACGUUGAUUCAGUUUUAAGUUUACAAAUGUCACAUGUUUCUUUUCUGGAAAUUACAUCUGAGUAACCAACAACUGGUCAAGAUGAAAGUUUAGAGUGCUAUGUAAAAGUUAGAAGGAGGGUUGGUAAGGGAGAUGAGCCUUCUUUUUAUUUCGCUAGUGUACUUUAUCAUCAGUUUGGAUUUUUCUAGUUGGUUUUUUUAUCCAAAAAUUUUACUGUGAUCAUGUGAACAUUUGGUCACAUUCCGGAAUAAGCCCGGGUGCUCCCUUCCCCAGUAAAACUGGCGUUAUUAAAGGAUGAUGUCAUCAUAUACUGUGUGUUGUGUCCUACAAAGCAUUAUGUUAUCAGUAAAGGAUGAUGUCAUCAUAUAUUGUGUGUGUUGUGUCCUAUAUAGCAUUAUGUCAUCAAUAACUCAAUUAGGUACCAGUACACAGUGGGAUUUUAAACAAUAAGGUAAUUUAUUUAUGGCAUCAGAUUUCAAAAUUCAAAAGUUUUCAUGUUUAUUAGUUUGUUGUCUGGUGGUUAUGUGAUAUCUCAGAACAAACUGUUUUUUUAAAUUAGGUAAUCGUGAUAUAAAUAUUUACCAGAUGUUUGUGAUUAAGCCAACCAUAGGAUUGUAACAGGUAUCAGGUCAGCAUGGAGAAUGCCAUCCAUAAAAAUUACGCAAAGUCAAUCUUUAAGAUAAUAUGAAUCAACACUGUGUAUAAAUCAACUUCAGGGAAAAUCUUUCAGAUUUAAAAAACAUUUUCAAACCUCUACUUGUACCUUUUAGAAGGAAGUUAUAAUGAAGCAGAGAGACUUGCUCGCGUUCACAAUAACUUCCCUUUUAUUUGUUUCUUUUUCUGUAAUGAUGACAUGUAAUAAAAACAUAUCUGUCACUAAUUUCACAACCUAGUUUUCUUUUAAUGUUUGAAAUUUUAUGAAAUAAAGAUGGGAUCUGUUAAGCCCAUCAUUAAAGAGAAUCAUGUUUGAAGAGCUCCUCCAGUUUAAUGGAUUAUAUAGUGAAGCAAUAAUGGUAAAACAUAAUACAAUAUGUAGCCUGUUAAUAUGUAUUGACCCUGAUUGACAAAGAUCUAAGAUGAGAUUAAUCUGCUGACAAACUCUUCUUUUCGAAUUUCUCUUCGUUCUUUCAAUUAGUAAAUUGUCCAAAAUGUCAAUAGUUUUUGUUGAUUUAUUUAUAAGUACUUCCACAAUCAGUAAUUUAUAGUUAUUAAGUAAAAUAUGACAGAUACAAAAUAAGCCAAACCUAUCAUCAUGAUUUCCAUCUUUUUCAUUCAAGAGUGUUUUCAGUUUUCUUAUGGAUAUUUUUUCACCAUUUUUUUUUACAUAUAUACAUUCUUUUCACAAUAACAUGAUAUUAUCUGAAAUUGAUGUAUUCAAACUCCUGCAUACUUGUAAUAUAGGACAAAAUUUAAAUGAAUGAUCUUUUCCCAUAAUAGAUUAACAUCCUGCAUAAUGCUGCUGGUAAAAUGUCUAGAGAUAUUGUUCUGCGAAGGGAAAUAACUCCUGCGAUCUUCUCCUUGAGCAGCAAACAUGGACCAGGAAUUUGUUCUGCUUAUUUAUGUUCCAUGUGAGCCUUUCAUUAAAUACAUGUCAUAUCUCUGGUUUUAUUUUCAUGACUGUUUAUUUAUAUCCCAAAAUAAGAAUAAUUUUGUUAAUGAAAUAAACAUGCCAAAUAAACAUGA